UGUUUGAGCAUAAUUUGAUUUCUACAUGGAAAAGCAAGAAAAUCAAGGAAGUUUUGUUUUGAGAUGAGAACAAAACAAAACAUGCAUUUUUCUUUUAUCCAUAUCUUGAUGGAAUACCUUUCAAAGGCUUAUGUUGCAAGCAGGUGAGAGACCCACUUAUUCUUUCUUUAAAUUUCUUUAUUUGUGUUGCUCAGUCAUUCUACUUGGAAUACACUAGUGUUAGAUGGGUACUGUUUAUAAGAAUGCCAAGGUUAUGAGGAUCUUCUCUUCACAUAAAUAAUAUUACCCAAUGAUGUGGAACAGAAAUACGUUCUUAGGAAAAAUGAUGUGAGAUUAAAAAAAAAGAUUGGCUAAAGCUAUUGAAAAAAAAAAAAAACUUAGGUAGAAGAGGAAACCCAGGACAUCCUAAAAUGAGAGUGGGAGAUUUUCAUGUACACACAGGUACACAGGAAGAGAUGCAAAGGCUCUACAGUCCCACAAGCCUAGUUUCAUUCUCUGCGGGGAUCUCUUGUGAAAACUGUCAUGUAAUGUCUUUCAGAUCCUGAGACUUCAGCAUCAUGUCUUACCAACAACAACAGUGCAAGCAGCCCUGCCAGCCACCUCCUGUGUGCCCACCCCCUAAGUGCCCAGAGCCUUGUCCUCCUCCACAGUGCCCUGAGCCUUGUCCUCCCCCAAAGUGCCCUGAGCCCUGCCCCCCUCAGCCAUGGCAGCCCAAGUGUCCUCCUGUGCAGCCUCCUCCAUCCUGCCAGCAGAAGUGCCCACCCAAGAGCAAGUGAGACUUCAGGAGUCACCAGAAACCGGGGAAGUGAAGAAAAUCUGGUUCGCCUACUUCCAUAGAAACGGCCCCAUCUUCCUUUCCCAAGCUUGUCGUUGUUCGUUACAGAAGAAUCUUUUCCACUCUUCACCCUCCAUGUGCCUCUGAUGACCCCUGAUAGAGAAGGCAUUUCUCUGAGGCUGUUUUCCUGAUCUUCUCAAGGGGCUGCUAAGAAUGGUUCUUCCUCAGUGUUUCAGUGUCCCAGAUUCUCAGAGGGAAGAACAGCAGUUCACCACCCUGUGCCCUCGGAGGAGCCUUCCCAGUCUGCCUGUCACCUGGACAGGGCAGUUGUCAGUUGCCACUGUUGUUUCAAUUCUUGAAUAAAGUACCUUUUUGGUGAUGGUCUAAUAAAUACGUUUUUGUUGCAAAAAUGAUUUUUUAACAUUGUAUUACUAUUUUGGAGUAUUUCCAACUUUUGGGGGAGGAAUUUUAAAGUUUAAUUCAAUGCUGUCUGAAUUCAGCCAUAUAAAAGUCUAAUUCAGUAUUAUUUCAAAUUUAUGUUCUUGACCAUUUAAUUGUUUUGAGGACCGAAUUACUUAACUUCUUAAGAUGUUUUCUUUUUGUACAAAGCGGAAACCUCUAUCAUCCAUCUGUCAUCUACCUAUAAUCUAUUCAACUAUUAUAUGUUAUUAAUGUGCAUCUUAGCACACAAUUAGAUCAUCACCUGUUGUGUAGUCAGUGUCAGAACUCAAUGCACGAUGCAGAGCCCAGUGGUUGUUUGUGGACUAGCAGAAGCAGUUUAACAUAAUUGUCAACACUGCCACUGUGUGACACUCUCAUAACUGCUCAUUAAAUGUUAUUUUAAAACUACAUUAUUAUUUUCUCACGGCCUCUUUAAUAGUCAGUUCACCCCAUUUCCUAUGUAAUCCUGAAGAAAAUGGGCUUUGUGGAAUGUAUGAAGUUUCCUGUAUAAAAUGAUAAUAAUCCUUAAAAAUAGGCUGGAUAGAAGAAAGGGAGAGAAAAGGGUAUUUAGAGGUCAAAUUGCUUCCUCUCUGGCCAUUCUUCCUACUUGAGAUCUCAAAAACUUCUGUAUGUUACCAUUUUCCCCAUUCUUCCCUUCUGGAAGGCAGACUUUCAUAGAGUAGAAUGUUUAAAGGCAGCUGAAUCCACAGGGGAUGAGGAUAUUGCUGUGGAUGCUCAAGAAAACACCCAUUAGUCCAAGUUCUGAGAUCAACAAAUGACUGAUGUUUCAUUACAAAGGAACCUCCAAUUGAGCUUCUGGCACUGACAUGAACCUGGCAGAGCUUUAGGCAAAAACCUUAUUUUUACAAAGACUUGAAGUUAAAUAAUUAUGUAUGUGGGUAUAAGGAUGUAGAAAGAUCCCUUUUUAGUACUCAAGUAAGCAAAGGCUACAUAAAUUGGAUUCCAAUUUCCACAUCUCUCGUAGUUUUCUAUCACUGAGGUAAGACAAGAGCAGCUUCACACAGCAUGGGAAAUUGCUGUGUUUUCUCUAAGUAUCAUCAAAGCACAGUCUCCAGGUUUUCUAAGCUUGUGUUGGAGAUCGGACCUGAAACAAAGGACAUUUCUUGUGGGAUGACACCUUUGCCUCCAAUACUUGUAUGUUGAGAUUCUAUCCCCCAGAACUCUAGAAAGCACCUGCACUUAGAGGUGUGGUCUUCAGAGAGCAGGCUAAUGUAACCUGAGGUCUUAUGGGCAGGUCUUCCUCUUGCUGGACUGGUGUCCUCCUGAGAAGGGUAAGGCACAGAGAGACAUGGGCCACACAAGGGAGAGACAAGGGGAAGAAGGCCAUCUCUGGGCCACACUGCAGAAGAGAACAUCUACAGCAAGCCCUUACGUGUGUGUCCUUCAGAGCUGUGAGAAACUAAUCUCGGCUCUUCGAGCUGCUCAGCCUGCAGAGCAUCUUACUGGAGCUCAGGCCAGCAAAUCCAGCAGAGCUAUGGAAGACAGUAAGUUCUGAAACGGGAACUGAAAUACUUCCAUCCAAGUUCUCACCUCUAAUCUGUCCCACAGUACAAAGGCUGAACUGAUUCUUUCCACUGUUGCUUCAGGUGGAGAGGGAGGAGCAAAAGGCUCAAGAGAGCAGCGCCGGGCUCCCUUGCAGGGACUGUGUCCUGCAUUGGCACGUGGCUUUCCUUUCCGGGAUUUCGAGUGCAGACUUCUCUCUGUGCAGGCCACAGAACACAGAUAUCUUGGUAGUCAGUUAUAAAGUUCUUUGGUGGUGUUUGGGG
Messenger RNA from Peromyscus maniculatus bairdii (prairie deer mouse), 3003 nucleotides. Lineage: Eukaryota; Metazoa; Chordata; Mammalia; Rodentia; Cricetidae. The record is from RefSeq and is a predicted model, not a curated record.